ACUAGUGCAUGGUGAAAAGGAAAGUGUACAUUAAAAAAACAAUUGUACAUUUUUACCACUUACCUACUGUUGCAAUGGCUCGGAUGAAUGUAGAAGAAUGGGUCGAUGUGAAAGAGCUCACAGGAGAUGCACAGCAGCAGGCGGGUUUAAUGAGGGGAGAGCACAGAGGUUAUCCACAAAGUCUAGCACUUCUGGAUAACAGUGAUCCACGCGCCUGGCUCGCUCCAGCACUGCAAGGCACCUGCACGGCACACUCCGAUUACCUGCUGCACUCACCCGGCUCGUCUGCAGAGAGCACGCAGCAAGACACAGACAACAGCGAGCAGCUAAGAAAAAGAAACAAGAACUCGGUGAAAGCAAGAGACCUCUGCAAACUCAAGGGUGUCGGAUUGGACGAUUCAUGUUGUAGACAGAGAGCCCCUUCCACUAAGCCGGUUAACGGAGUCCAAAAGCAGAGGAGGAUGGCAGCGAAUGCCCGAGAGAGAAGGAGGAUGCACGGUCUGAACCAUGCCUUUGAUGAACUACGUAGUGUCAUCCCGUCAUUUGACAACGACAAAAAACUUUCCAAAUACGAUACUCUUCAGAUGGCGCAGAUAUACAUUAAUGCCCUUUCCGAUCUUUUACAAGGUCCCACAGAUCAGCCAAAAAACGACCACAGAUCUGCUUUUGAGGGCGCAAGCUCCAGGUCCUCCUCUUCAAACUUCAAUAGGUUUGCAGCAACAGGUUACCCCGUGCAACUGAAUACAACACAGUUCCCGUUUGAAGACGGUACCUUUUCAGCAACGAUGGGACAAGAGACACUUUCAUCCUCACCUACAGUAAAGUCUGGUUCAGAGGACAGCAAAGCAUCCCCGAGGUCCAAUAGAAGUGAUGGGGAGUUUUCGCCUCAUUCACAUUUUAGUGAUUCAGAGGAGGCAAAUCUAGAGUUACAAAGUGAAGAUGAACUUUCUGAACUCAAACUCCAGAACAACAACAAGUUCUAACCCUCCUCCCCACCCAAAAAAACCCAACACAUCUGUAAUUUUUAUUUUAUGCAACACCACUUUAAUUCUUGUAGGUGUCCUCAUCAAAAGUUUUUUAUAUAUAUAAAAAACUAUUUACAUGUUUUAUAUUUUUUAAUUUUG
Molecule: messenger RNA, 1124 nt
Organism: Polyodon spathula (Mississippi paddlefish)
Lineage: Eukaryota; Metazoa; Chordata; Actinopteri; Acipenseriformes; Polyodontidae
Gene: atoh1a
Product: atonal bHLH transcription factor 1a
Exons: 1
Coding region: 9-983 (324 amino acids)
Molecular function (GO): protein dimerization activity
Source: RefSeq, a predicted model, not a curated record